AAAAGCAAAUAACUAAGCUUGUUGAAGAGUAUCUACGAGGUUCCAUUGUUCCAUAUCUCUCUCUCUGGUAUAGCAACUUAUUAAUUGAACUCGAUGGAUCAAACAACAAAAGUUUCUGUAGCUCCAACUCCAUGUGAUGAUGAAGGACACCUAGUUACAGUGCUUAGUAUUGAUGGGGGUGGCAUUCGAGGAAUCAUUCCAGGAAUCAUACUUGGUUUCCUCGAAUCAGAACUUCAGAAGCUGGAUGGUGAUGAUGUAAGAUUGACAGACUAUUUUGAUGUGAUUGCGGGAACAAGCACAGGUGGAUUAGUCACAACAAUGCUUACUGCUCCAAAUCAAAAUAAUCGACCCUUGUAUGCAGCCAAAGAUAUUAAGAAUUUCUUCCUUGAACACAGUCCAAAAAUCUUCCCACAAAAUAAAACUUUAUUCUCAUUUAUGGUGAAGUUGUUCAGAACUCUCUUUGGCCCACAGUACAACGGCAAGUAUUUACACAGAAUUCUGAGGGAAAAACUAGGAGACACAAAAUUGAACCAAACAUUGACCAAUGUGAUCAUCCCAACAUUUGAUAUCAAGCGCCUUCAACCAACCAUUUUUUCCAACUUCCAGCUGAAGGAGAGGCCAGAUUUGAAUGCGUUGUUAUCAGAUAUAUGCAUUUCAACCUCGGCAGCUCCAACAUAUCUUCCAGCUCAUUCCUUUGAAACCAAAACCCAACAUGGUCAUGUCAUAGGCAAAUUCGAUCUUAUAGACGGUGGUGUCGCUGCAAAUAACCCGACUCUGGUAGCCAUGGCAGAAGUGACGAACCAGAUUUGGCACGAAGGUUCAUGUGCAAACUUAAAUGUGGAAGCGAUGCAAUACGAUAGAUUUUUGGUGAUAUCAUUGGGAACAGGUUCUCAGAAACAGGAGAUGAAAUACAGUGCAGAUGAAGCAGCAGGAUGGGGUGUAUUGAGUUGGGUCACCACAACCAAUGGUUGCACUCCUUUAAUUGAUGCCUUUAGUCAAGCCAGUGUUGACAUGGUUGACUUUCACAUUUCUUCCCUUCUUCGAGCACUCAAUUCUCAACAUAACUACCUCCGAAUCCAGGACGAUACAUUAACUGGGGACUUGAGUUCAGUAGACUUGGCCACGGAGAAGAAUUUGAAUGAUCUCGUCAAAGUUGGAGAAGCAUUGUUAAAGAAACCAGUUUCAAUGAUUAACUUGAAGACUGGUGUCUAUGAACCUGCUAAAUCCAAUGAAACAAAUGAAGAAGCCUUGACGAGGUUUGCGGAACGACUAUCCAAACAGAAGCGAUUUCGUAAAUCUCAAAUGUCUGCCAAUGGAAAUCAUUAAAUGUUGAAAGGAUAUGAGAUAUCUAUUGUAUUGUAUGAUUAGUGUUUGAUAUUAUGAUUGGUGAUGUGUUAAAUAUGCAUGUAUGAUAAAGGUGCUUUAUAUAAUUAAUGUGAUUAAAAGUUUAGGGCGCAAGUGCUGAAGUCAAAUUGUCUGCUGUAGGGUGCAAGUGUCAUGUUCAAUUUUUAUUUGUGUUAAAAUAGAAUUGGACACUAACGAUUCUUAAGCACAAAUUAUAGUUUAAUUGCAAUUUUUAGGAAAUUGUGUUAGAUUAUAUGCAUGUGAAAAGAAAAAUAUCUACUGUAGUGAUCCUUAGGACAUUGUACUGAAUCACAUUAAAUUGAGUGUCCUUACAAACAUAAAUUAUGUCAUGUAAACACGUUGUAUUUAUUCAGUUUUAUGUACACAGUUACAAAACGCUUAG
Messenger RNA from Cajanus cajan (pigeon pea), 1747 nucleotides. Its product is annotated as patatin-like protein 2. Lineage: Eukaryota; Viridiplantae; Streptophyta; Magnoliopsida; Fabales; Fabaceae. Gene Ontology annotation, biological process: lipid metabolic process. The record is from RefSeq and is a predicted model, not a curated record. Gene Ontology annotation, molecular function: glycerophospholipase activity; monoacylglycerol lipase activity.